CAUUCAAAUUGACAUUAGUGAGAUGUGACAAACCGUUGAGAAAAUACUAAAUCAAAUUAAAUUGUUUGUGUGUUUUGUGUGUGUUUAAAAUUGCGAGUAAUACAAAUUAUGCAAUGGAAGAACGUCUCUACUUAUUCGAGGUCCUGAUAGACAGCAUCUAUUUCGAUGAUAGCGUGUCGGAAAUACCGCAAAAGAAGCAAAUUGUAGUCAGUGUUAAACUCGGAAAUAUCGUCACUUUGGAAAUAAGAUCGGAGACCUUACCGAUCAGUGGCGAAGGUGGUAAUAAACGCCUUAUCGACUUCAAAUCCGGCAAAUCCCACCUGAUACCCCUUCUGCAAGAGAACCUGCUGCAGGUCCUGGACAGCCAGAGUUUAGAGGUGACUGUAGGUGUCAGAGGAGAUGUCAUACCCAUAGGAACGUCUAGCGCACCCUGGGACGACUCUUUCAAGGAGAUGGUGCAGGCUUCCCACGAGGAAUUCGUCACCCCUGCCAGUAUAUUCGACAACUUCUGCCUGAUGGAGAACGGCGUCAUAAAGGGCAACGUCCAGCUCUUCCUAAGGCUGUCCUGCUUCGGCAAGAGCAUCCAGACACAGUUCGAGGUGCUCCACGACUCUGGAAACAAGCAGUUCCUCUUCAAAACGCCCAAUAUGGCCACCACCUUCAUUUGUUCCAAAUUCGGUGCAGGAACUUCAACGGACUUCCUUCCCGUAGGACCUCUGUACAACGUAGGCUACAUGAAGAGCGCGGAUAAGGGCACCACCAACAAAUCGGCAUCUUGGACGGCUGUCAUGGAAGGACGAUCCAGCUCCAUGUUCGACAAACGGAGCUCAAUUCAAUCCGAGUGUCUGUUCCCGGAGUAUCUGAACAUAGUUCCUCCGGUUAAGGAUUCGGCCAUCACCUUUGACAUAGUCUCGUUGAGAGCCAGGCCUGAGGAGGAAAAAUUUAUCGAUUUUCUGACAGGAAAGAAGUUUGGGGAUAUCGAGGAGUCUAUACAAUCGUUCACUAUACCAGAUGACGAAGGCAACGAACGAGUCAUCUACUACUUCGACGAUACAUUGAGGAAAGAUGAUGGAAGCCAGAAGGAAUCCAAAGCUUGUCAGUGCUCCAAGAUGCCGGCUUACUGUAAGCACGUCUAUGCCGCCAUAGAAAAAUACGAAAAGAGCCAUCCCGAUUUGAUGGUGUUUGGAAGAAGGGUGAAAUACGAGAAGAUAUUGAAGAAUCAAAAUAAGAAAAACUCGGAUAAUGAGCAGGACGAUUCUCUUUUGAGGCUACGAGGCGGUAAUGACCAAGACGAACCGUACUUGCUUAAGAGAGGGAAAGGAUGCUACAACCCUUGCUGCAAGAUGGCGUUCAAAUUGAGAUCAGUCGGUGUAAGCCAAUUGGUGCAAAACGACGACCAACAGAAAGAGGAGGACUAUUUUUGCGCUGAUUUCUAUUGUCCCGAAAGUACCAGAAGAAACGUCGCGCUUCAACUUAAGUUCUCCGAAGACGACGUACCAGAGACCUUCACUUGUCGCAACAGGUAUUGCCCGGCAGCCAAAAUGUUCAAGAGGCUAGGGCUGGGUCCUCUGGCCACGGAGCGUUGCCAGGGUACUCUGUACGGACCUGUCGAGCCACCGGUGCAGUACGGUCUAUCCCAAACGUAUGGCACAUUCGACACGUAUGGCCCAUACGGAAUUUUUUCCAAGACCAACACUCCAUUCAUGCAGGCUGAAGGAAAAACUUGGAUAAAACGUCCUGUGCUUCGAUUGAGAGGAGGUGGAACCAUGGAAGUGAUGGAUACUGGCAAGACUGGCUCACGAGGAGCAUCGAUUUCCAAAUCGCCAAUUGCCGAAUGUCAAGAGAUCAUGGAGCAGUUCGAUCAAAUCUUGGAAGAGUACAGGAGAGCCCUUGACACUGGGAAUAAUAGAGAACGCGACAUGGCGCAAUUUAUGGAUCCUUCCACAACAGCAAACUGCGGACAUCCAAGGUGCACUUACAUAUCAGAGCCUCCACUAACUCCCAUACAUUGGGACUGUCCAGAUCCCCUGCCUGUCGGUAUUUGUAAGAACCCCCAAUGCCCCUACCUCCCAGACGACCUUAAAAGGAUUGGAAGGAUACUUGAGUCGAAGGGACACAAAGACAAUGUAGACGUUAAGGGUUGUCCAGCGGAAUACGUCCAGAAUCAGAUCAAGAGCGCUCCGGAAUUCCCAGUUUCGAGAGAAGGGGGUGGGCAAAGAUGCCCUUUCUAUAACCCCCCGAAAAUCGUGAACAUGAUGCAAUUCUGCAACUUAUCGCUGCCGAACAUGAAGAAAUCGCAUUCUUGUUGCUCCAAUCCUAACUGUCCACUCAAGGGCAUAGUGUCAUCUUGUUCCAAUCCGGAAUGCCCUUUCGCGCACGGGGACUUGAGUAAACCUUGUUCGAAUCCUGAUUGUCCGUUCAAGGUAGCUCUCCUAUCUGCUCCUUGUUCAAAUCCGGAUUGUCCUCUCAGACAGGUGGAAUCCUCUGGUCCCUGUUCAAACCCAGAGUGUCCUUACAAACAGUCCAGUGUAUCCCAGCCCUGUUCGAACCCGGACUGUCCGUACAAGAAGGGUAAUUUGUCCACGCCCGACGAUGGCCAGUCAGACGAGAGUUGUCACAAUCCAGACUGUCCCUUCAAACAGAAAUCGGUGGAAUCUACCGAGGUUUGCGAAAAUCCAGACUGUCCAUUCAAAACCAAACAGAGUUCAACGCCCGUUUGGGCAGAUAUUUGUGAUCAGACUGAGGAGUGCAAGUGUGACAAUCCAAAUUGCCCGGCUCACAAGGAGACCUGCAGCAAUCCGGAGUGUCCUUUCAACGUGGAAAAGGGUGAGGUGUGCGCGAACCCCAACUGUCCGUACAAAAAGAGAGAGUCUACCAAGAAGAAGGGAGUUUGUGGCUCUCCCCAUAGAUCCGUGUGUGGGGAUAAGACUUGCCCGUUCCACGAAGGAGCCGGAGACGAUGGGAAGGAGGAGGAGAAGAAAGGGGAACAGUCCACCAUCGGUGGGGGAGACGGGGAGGAUAAAAAUCAAACGGAGGGGAUGACUGUAGAAGAAGGAGCGCUUGAGUACACCAAAGGCGAUCGGACAUCUAAAUACGACAUGACUCCUUGCACCCUCACCACCUGCAAGUUCAUGGGUGGCAAACUGAAGUGCGUGGAUUGUGCCACGUUGACGGAAGGAAGGAAACACGCUCCGUGUCCCAAGAUAUGUCCAGGUGACGUUAAAUGUCCACUGGCUAUCAACACCGUAUCGCUGCCGAGGACGCCGAGGAAGGCUGAAUCGGAAAAACGGGCUCUGAGGAGAGAAAGGGGUAAAUUCGCAUAUCAUUUCGGUGACACUUAUCCAGGGAUCAAUAGGGGUCACAAGCAUUGCGUGAUUUCCCCGUUUAACGUUCCUCCUAAGAUGGGUUGGCUGUGGAACCUUCACACUCCCUGCAUGCAACUAAAACAAAGGAGGGGUUGGAGACCUGGUGCCAUCGGCAAGACCAUUCUGGAAGCGAUACAGGCCCACCGUAGGGCUCAGAACAUGGCACCCUUGGAGGAAGGUAAAGUGAGGAGGAGAAAGAAGAAAUUCGGUGGCGUUGAAUCCGAAACCGAGCUCAUUCAUCCCAAGCCCACUCUGCAAAUCAAGAGGAAGGAGGGUGUCUACUACAUCACCAUGAAUCCACUGAAGGAUCCCAAUACCCUAGUUCCUAACGAAAGUCCUUAUAUGGAGACUACGCCGUUACAGUUCAGGAUAAUGAAGGCGAAAGAAACCAACGAGUACAAAUCUUGCGUAUGCAACGAUCAAGGCAUAGUCUACGAGCCUGAAUCAUCGUCGUCAGACAGCGAGUUGGACAUAGAGUUCACGCCCCCAGCUGGCAUCAUACGGCCAGAGAGAUUUGUCAAAACGAAGGAUGUCAUCCAUAUCGACACUCAGUACAACGCUCAAGAUAUCAAACCUUCCUCUAAUGAUAAACAGCAUAGAGGAAAGGACGAGAAAGAAAACGAUAAGGAUAAGAAAGACAAAGAUAAAAAGAAGGACAAAAAAAAAGAAAAGGGGAAGGAUAAGAAGAAGAAGAAAUAGAAUAAGGAUAAAACUAAUGAUAUUUUAUUUCAAAUGUAUCUACAAAUUUGACAAAUGUUAAACAUUUACCGAACAAAUAAAUAUUUCAGAAUUC
Molecule: messenger RNA, 4158 nt
Organism: Coccinella septempunctata (seven-spotted ladybird)
Lineage: Eukaryota; Metazoa; Arthropoda; Insecta; Coleoptera; Coccinellidae
Exons: 5
Coding region: 114-4064 (1316 amino acids)
Molecular function (GO): zinc ion binding
Source: RefSeq, a predicted model, not a curated record